This is a messenger RNA of Ornithodoros turicata, 1089 nucleotides long. It is a transcript of the gene Rpn8, whose product is annotated as 26S proteasome non-ATPase regulatory subunit 7-like. Gene Ontology annotation, cellular component: proteasome complex; proteasome regulatory particle. The transcript has 7 exons. Bases 85 to 1035 code for a protein of 316 amino acids. Gene Ontology annotation, biological process: proteasome-mediated ubiquitin-dependent protein catabolic process. NCBI's taxonomy places the organism in Eukaryota, Metazoa, Arthropoda, Arachnida, Ixodida, Argasidae. Gene Ontology annotation, molecular function: metallopeptidase activity; protein binding. The record is from RefSeq and is a predicted model, not a curated record.
UUCGGUCUUGGGUUUGGAAGUCCGUGUGUUUGUCGGUUUAGGGUUUUAUCUGUAGUAAUACGUUUAAAUUACGCAUUUUUCAGGAUGACUGGUAUAGAUCUUCCCGUUUCGAAGGUUGUUGUUCAUCCUCUGGUACUUUUGAGCGUCGUAGAUCAUUUCAAUCGUAUGGGAAAGAUCGGUCACCAAGAAAGAGUUGUGGGGAUCCUGCUUGGCUCUUGGAAGGAGAAAGGCGUCCUAGAUGUUUCCAAUGGCUUUGCGGUACCUUUUGAUGAAGAUGAGAAGGAUAAAUCGGUGUGGUUUCUGGACCAUGACUACCUGGAGAACAUGUACGCAAUGUUCAAGAAGGUUAACGCUCGUGAGCGGAUUGUUGGAUGGUAUCACACAGGCCCCAACCUUCACCCCAGUGACAUCCCAAUUAAUGAGCUGAUCAGGAGAUAUUGCAGUAAUUCUGUACUCGUUAUUAUCGAUGCUCAACUCUUGUCCAUUGGCCUGCCAACUGAAGCUUAUAUUGCAGUUGAAGAAAUACACGAUGACGGCACACCAACAACCAAGACCUUUGAGCAUGUGCCCAGUGAAAUUGGAGCUGAGGAAGCUGAAGAGGUCGGUGUGGAACAUUUGCUCAGGGAUAUUAAGGAUACCACUCUCGGCACACUUUCCCAGAGGAUAACCAACCAACUUAUGGGUCUCAAGGGGCUUCAGGGACAGGUACACCACAUACAGGAGUACUUAGAACAAGUGGUAGCAGGUAACCUUCCUGUGAAUCAUACAAUCAUCUAUCAGCUGCAAGACAUCUUCAAUCUCCUACCAGAUGUUGGUCUUUCUGAGUUUGUCAAGUCACUUUACAUCAAAACAAAUGACCAGAUGCUGGUUGUGUACCUGGCCUCUCUUGUGCGGUGUGUUGUUGCUCUCCACAACCUGAUCAACAACAAAAUUGCCAAUCGUGAUGCAGAAAAAAAGGAGACAACAUCGAGCAAGAAAGAGGAAGUGAAGGACAAGAAAAUGGAUGAGACUAAAAAGAAGGAGGUGAAGGGUUAAGUCCUUUGUAGUGGUACAUGCUUUCACUUGUAUUAAAGUUUACUCCUUUUUGUC